Messenger RNA from Ochlerotatus camptorhynchus, 3229 nucleotides. RefSeq names its product SURP and G-patch domain-containing protein 1. Gene Ontology annotation, biological process: RNA processing. Gene Ontology annotation, cellular component: nucleoplasm. Lineage: Eukaryota; Metazoa; Arthropoda; Insecta; Diptera; Culicidae. The record is from RefSeq and is a predicted model, not a curated record. The transcript is spliced from 7 exons. The coding region runs from base 145 to 2940 and encodes 931 amino acids. Gene Ontology annotation, molecular function: RNA binding.
UCAUUUUCACUGCAAAACUACAAUAAAAAUCAUUUUUCUUUCAUGGGUCUUGUCCUAAAAGGUUGAAAAGAAUCAUUUUCUACAUUAUUGGUCAGUGUAAUUGUUGGUAUAUAGUGAUUCAAGUGCGGAAAAGCAUAUUGCAAAAUGCCUCGCGUCAAUUACACCAGAACGGAUCGGAUAGCCCAAAUGUCGAAACAGGAGCAACUCAUUGCUCAGAAACGGCAGCAAAUAUUGGAAAAACAGCGGACAUUGCAGAUGGCUAAGCAGAUUGCAGCUGAAGCUUCCAAAAAUAGCACUGGGGUGAAUGACGAAGAACCUGACAAGUCGGGUGGACUUAAAAUACCGUUUAGCAAUGACGGAUCGUUUUUAGAAAAUUUCAAAAAACUUAGCGAAAAACUAGCCAAAACGACCGAGGAGCAAAAUAAACGACCAGCGGAAGACGAAGCGUUUAAUAGUGAGAAGAAAGUCAAAACGGAAGAGGCUGUUCUUAUUCCGAUUCCUCCUCCUCCUCCGCCACCUCCUGCUCCUCCAACUCCUCCGGUUUCUGUUGCCGUCUCGACUGUGCUACCGAUGGAGAUGUCAUAUGCCACAUACUACAAUAUGUCUCAGCUACCAACCGUCAUGCCUCUUCUGCAAGCGGCUGUUCCGUUGCCCCCGUCAAUACCGGAUGUCAGCCAAAUAGAAUCAGUUCAAUCGCUACCAGUAGCGAGCACGAGCGUAGAGCCAGUUCACGCGAUGCCAGAAACUCCCGAGCAAGUACCGGAAGUUGGAGCCAAUUGUAAAGUAUUUUCAGAGAAUGAUAAAUUACCAACAACAGUUGAAGAGUUAGUUGAAUUGGUUGCCGAUAUCGGUGAUGUUUAUGAAGAAAAAUUAAGUUCACGUAAAAAUGAAUUACAUCCAUCGCUUUGGUUCUUAUUUGACAAACAAUCAGAGGCUUACAGGAACUAUCGACACAUGAUUGUAGCUAGGCUAUUUAAAACGGCUGGUAUUGAGCAUGCCUUACCAACGGCGCAGUCUUUUGAAGCAAGUAAUGCUCCAGCCACAGACGAUUCCAAGUAUGAUCCGGCUGACGUUCUCGAUGACACGAAUAUCGAUGAAGAUUUCCAUCCAUUCGCGCAACAGCAAAAGCGGGAUCAACUGGACGGAAACGACAUACCAAUUCAAAUGCAGCCAAAUUAUUACGGUGAUGAGCGACAUUUCUAUGACGACAAAUCCACGACGGAAACCGAUUCCGAUACGGAAUAUGUUCGUGAAGCUCGCAAAAGAAAUUUGAAAAACCUUAAGCACAAGACAAUGACUGCUGGAAAUAUGCGCGAAGAAAGCUCCUCGGAUUCGGACGAUCAAUUCAACGAAUCUUCAGACGGAAAGAUGGAAGCGUUAAGUGAUAAGUCAUCUGGAAAUAGUGGUGGUAGAACAGCUCGUCAAAAGCACAAGAAAAAAACCAGAUGGGGUGACCAAACGGAUGGUGCUGAAAUGCCCAGUGCAGCAAGCGAAUGCAAGGAUAGUAGCGCAAUCACCAUUUCUGAACUAUCCUCUAAUGCAUAUGGCGGGCAAAUGCAGCAGCAAAAUUCCAGAUCGAAUCCGGGGUUUUUGCAGUUUGUUUUCCAGAGCUUCGAUACGGUGGAAGUUAGCCCAGAAAGCUGGAAAAAGGCGGAAGAACAUUUUAGAAUCCGUCUACUGUAUGAAGACAUGUCAAAUAAAAUACAGAAACAUGAGAGGUCUACUAGUAAUCGACUAAUGAGUGGAAAUAAUCGAAUGCAGAAUGAUGCUGAGGAAGAUUUACGAUUAAAUUCUGAAAAGAUGAAAGCUGUACUGCUAUGGAUUAACGAAAUCACCAGCUUUUAUGAGCGAUCUGGUUCCCCAAGACUGGAAGAUUUUCUGUUACGUGAUGAGUUUGAAAAUUUAAUGAAUAAAUUUCAGAGGACAAAUGAUUGCAUGCCAAAUUUUGAUGAUUAUAAAAAGUUCAAACUCGAGCAAGCAAAAAUUGUUUCCACCAAUUCGAGAGGAGAGUACACUUCAUCGGAUUCGGAUUUUAAGAACAAGAGCACAGUACUGAAUGAAGUCAAUCGCCACAGCACUAUUCAGGACGACACCGAUAAGAACAUCAAGCGUCGAAAAAGUCGCUGGGGCGAUCAGGUUCCUCCUGUUCAAACAACACAACUUCCAGUUGUUGUUGCCAGUACUAGCACUACAGUUGCAGCUGUACCUUCCAAUCCAUCCCAAAUCCCGGGUACAUCUAGCACCAACUUCAACACCCCAACGCUGACUGGUGCAAGCCGUACCGAUCCGGCUUUAUUAGCGUACGUGCGACAAAAUUUUGGCAGUACGAACCUGUCAGAAGAAGACUGGAAAAAGGCAGAAGAUCAUUACAAGAUCAAUCUGCUUUACCAGGAUAUGCUCAAAAAGCGACAGGAAAUCGAUAGGUUAGCUGCUGGUGGAAAGUUUAAGUACGAAUAUGAUUCUGAUGAAGAUACAACCGGAGGUACGUGGGAACAUAAACUUCGCUCACAAGAAAUGGAAGCCACUCAACUUUGGGCAAAUGAGCUAACAAAGAAAUCGGAAGGAAAGCACCACAUAGGAGACUUUCUUCCUCCGGAGGAGUUGCGUAAAUUUAUGGAAAAAUACGACGCACAGAAGAACAACCGCCAACCCAAUCUUAGUGAUUAUAAAGAAUAUAAGUUGAAAGAGGAUAACGUUGGUUUUCAGAUGUUGCAAAAACUUGGAUGGAAAGAGGGACAAGGAUUAGGAGCAGAUGGCAGCGGAAUUGUUGAUCCAAUUAACAAAGCAUCGCAACGUGAUAGCAAUCAAGGUUUGGGAACUAUUUCAGCGGAUAAUCCUGAAGUUGACGAUAACGAAUACGACGCUUAUCGUAAACGUAUGAUGUUGGCAUACCGAUUUCGACCGAAUCCAUUGAAUAAUCCCCGCAGGGCAUAUUAUUAAAUUAAAUCCUCACAUACAGCGGAAUUGUGUGCGGGGUACAGCACCGCAAACUGAUCACAGAGAAAGGUGCGAAAAAUAUUAAAAACAAUAAUCCUUGCUUAAUGGCACAGUGGAAUGCUCAAUUAAAUUGCUUUCAAUUGAUUUCGGGCAUCGCGUGAUGGCAUUUUCACUUUCUCCUCCUGAAUUACCGGUGGUGUAACCAACGGGCGUGAAUGUUUAAAUACCUACCAACUAUUUAAUGUUGUGAAAAUUUGUUCUUUAUUCAAGAUCAGCAGCGUUGUAGUGUAGA